CGAAACGAGCGAAACCAUUGGAAUUAUGACCGAACUUAUAAGUCGAAUUAAGCAUGAUUUCCAUUACAAUCAGGAGGCAUACCCACGUCUUCGAUCACGAGAGCCCUCCUGUAUUUUUCAGCAGCUGGAAUACUCCUGCCAUGAAGGCCACCAGUCAUUUGACUUUGUUUCGCUUGUGGUACGAUGGACACAACCAAGCCCAAUCUAGAAGGAAGAAUUGACUGUUCUAGGUGCCUUUUAUUCAAGUCUACAAUUGGGCAGUCAUUGAGGCACGCAUGGAGGACCCUACAAAUGAGUACCUGCACGCCUGUGUUGGCAAGAGUCACGACUUUAUCAAGGGCAGUAUGCCACUUACUCUGGACGAGUACUGUAGUCCUGCGUUGUCUCAUAACGUUCUUAAGGACCGCAAUUGGGAUCAAGUGCUAGGUCGUUAUGAGAGCUCUAAGAAGGAAAGGAAUAAUUUGACGCAGACGCCAACCCGUCCUAAAAGGGAUGCUUCAGCGUUACUGAGUGACCUAUGGAGACUGAUGGGAACAUGCUUGAGAAAGCUGAGUGGUCAACAACCUACCAAAGUAGCAGCCAAGCGUACCCCACCGGAUCAUGCGGUGUUCGUCCGCCAAGCUUGGAUUUGGAAGGUUGGCGACGAGAUCAUAAUCAACCCUCCCGAGCUACCUCUAGAGCUAAUUGAAAACGGUCUGCUGGCAUCGCAAUUCCCUCCUUGGCCAGACGACCCAUUCGGCUCCCUUACGAAUAUUUUGCAUAUAAUCGUAAAGUCUCUCGGCGACCCUAUAUACACGAUAGACAACCCUUUAUUACCCACGACAAACGAGCCACUCCUCAAGACAUAUGAGAAUGCAUUAUCUCUUAUCUCAGAAAAUGUGAACCAGUAUGUGAAGAAAGCCCGCAUUGAGGAUAUUGAUCUCGAAAAAGAGAAACAGCUCUUUCACGAGAUUAGCGAUCUUCAAUCAGAACUAUCUAUGAUCAAAUCGGUGCUUGCUGAGCAGGAGGAAGUAUGGAACGAAUAUCUGGGUCUUGUAUUGCCAAAGGCAGCAUCCGCGGACGAUCAACCAUGUACCAGAUCUAAAGAAACCGCAAUUGCAGAGCAUUCCCGAUGGCCUCAGCAACACACCAGACUUGGAAAGAUUGAGAAAUCGCGACUGCAGCCGUCAAAAACUCAAGAAUCGAAGACCAAAGAUACCGUGAGCCUUAAGGCCACGUUUGACAAAUACCGACGGCGAAUUACAAAACUUGAGCAAGAUGCAGAGAGAGUCGAGCAAGAUAUUCAGAUUCAGCUGGAUCUAAAGCAAAAGCAUGCGACCAUGAAGGAAGCUCAUUCAUUAGCUGUGCUAAGCGCGACGAUCUUUGGCUUUACUAUUAUCACGGUCAUUUUCGCUCCUCUGUCAUUUAUCGUUGCGCUUUUUGCGCUCCCUAUAGACAAAUUCAAUGAAGGGAAGGUUGGGAAUGAUAAGGACGGAGUAUAUUCAUCCAUUUACGUUGGCAAAUGGAGCGUGGCUACCGAAUUUGUCUCGAUUUCUGUUACCUUAAUAGCAAUGUGGGCUGCACUACGGUUUACAGGCCUCCAUGUCUGGGGAAAGAAAGGACUGCGAGAAUACAUCAGACAAAAGGCUGAUGAAGCCCGUAUGACAGAGUCGACAGAUGGGGAGCCACGAAAGCCCGAUACCGAGAUGGGAAUGAGUACGACGACGUAGUAAGUAUAUGUGCUGAGGGUACUGAAGAAGUAGGCGAAAGGAUAUCAACAAUCAGUUUGGGAUCCCAGAGUUUACCUCGUUUAUUAAAUAUAAAGUUCAUGAUGGCCUCACGCAAGCACUUAAGGAGAGACGCGCACAAACUUUUCGUGAAUGAGGUUCUUUUCUUGAAAUUCUACUCUGUUGCUUAGCGAUCAUUACGUUUACCAAUCCUAGCAGUUAUUAAAUGUUUAUUGAUGUGCUUAUUUUAUACUAUCC
Molecule: messenger RNA, 1964 nt
Organism: Xylaria bambusicola
Lineage: Eukaryota; Fungi; Ascomycota; Sordariomycetes; Xylariales; Xylariaceae
Exons: 2
Coding region: 276-1709 (477 amino acids)
Source: RefSeq, a predicted model, not a curated record